UAUUAGCGAUGGCGUCGGUAUCGGUUCUCUUGGUCUACUUGUUCAUGUAUCUCUUGAUGACUGGUGGUUCAUUGGAUUGCUCUGAUCCGGCUUCGAUAUGGUUCAUAUCACCGUUGUCUACCUGGGAGAGGCUUUACUAAGAACGACCAUGGAACAUCUCAUGACCAUUGCACUUUCAGGAUUCUAUCAGGGAAAAAAAUUGUACAAUAUAGUGUGGGGUUUUGCGAAUAGUAAAAAUCCAAAGGAAUCAACCAGAACCAUGACAUACAUUCCAGUCAUGAACCAUUCUUUUCGCCCUUACGCCAUGCUGCCCAUAAUGCCUGCAAUUGGACUCUCGUUUUUUGGUUUUCUUUCUUUCUCGUCCCGUCUUCUGUUCUCCAUUCUGGUUUUCUUUUCUGUCUCGUCGUGAGAUUUAGGUCCUCUUGUUAUGUGCUCACCUCGAGGGUGUGGGGCGUGACUUUGGGCCAUAGUGCAGGAGAAUUUGUGCCUCAUAAUGCGACCAAUGUGUUCAAGAACC
Aspergillus alliaceus is the source of this 517-nucleotide messenger RNA. RefSeq lists its product as uncharacterized. The coding region runs from base 98 to 409 and encodes 103 amino acids. The record is from RefSeq and is a predicted model, not a curated record. Lineage: Eukaryota; Fungi; Ascomycota; Eurotiomycetes; Eurotiales; Aspergillaceae. The transcript has a single exon.